ACUCCACGUGCGAGGCCGAGGCGCUGGCGGGGACCGAUGCUGUCUUCUGGGUGCGUUAAGGAAGAGCAGAGAAACAAGGAGGAGUAGAAGAGGACACUUUUCGUAGGCAGAGGACAAGUUAUUCUUAUUUUACAAAAAUGAAACAACUGGAGCCUAAAUAUUGGUACUUAAAAGUGCACAUGGACUACGAGAAGAAAUACCUACCAUUUCCAUUAACGGCAGAACUUGUCAAAGUAGUCGUUGUCGGCGCAAUAGAUAUAAUGUUUGGGGAGUUGUCCUCCUGUUUACCACUCGAUGUACUGAAGUUUAACGAGAAGACUGGAAUAGUGAUCCUCAGAGUUCCGAAGGACAAUUAUGCCAAGGUACGGGCUGCCCUAACAGUGUGCCCUUCCAUGAGAGUCGGCAAGGUCGAUGUCCCUGUUAUUUAUACCACACAACAAGCCUCCUCCUGUCUCCUGUCCUUAGCUGGCCCGGAGCGGAGUGUUAUAUGAGUGCGCUUAGUGUUAAGGGCAUGGAUUGUGAUGAGACAGAUUGUGUGGUAUUUUUUGUUAAGUAAUACGGAAAUGUUUGAUUGUGAGAAAUGAAACUGUUCAUUUUUCUUUUUGUAUGUUGAGAAAAGAUAAAGAAGAUUAGAUUGAUGUACUAUUUUUCACACAUAGUAGAUUAGCAGACAUGAUUUUACCUUUUUGAUUAAUAAAAUUAUUUUUGAGA
This is a messenger RNA of Penaeus indicus, 711 nucleotides long. RefSeq names its product ribonuclease P protein subunit p14-like. The transcript has 4 exons. Gene Ontology annotation, cellular component: nucleolus; multimeric ribonuclease P complex. Gene Ontology annotation, biological process: tRNA 5'-leader removal. The record is from RefSeq and is a predicted model, not a curated record. Gene Ontology annotation, molecular function: ribonuclease P RNA binding; ribonuclease P activity. NCBI's taxonomy places the organism in Eukaryota, Metazoa, Arthropoda, Malacostraca, Decapoda, Penaeidae. Bases 138 to 491 code for a protein of 117 amino acids.